CCCCUCGGCGUAAGAGCCAUGGCUUCGGUGGGAAACAGAUCACUCGUACCAGGGUGAGCUACUCGUGCCAUACCUGUCGGCGGCGCAAGGUCAAGUGUGACAAGGUCUGUUUCGUUUCCUAUUUGGCUUGCCGCAUGAAUCCCAAUGACGACCACUAGCUGACCGUCCUGCACUUCAAUAGGUCCAUCCGGUAUGUGGGAACUGUGUCAAGACAGGCACCGAGUGCAUGUACGAUUCUACGGCCGCUGCUGCUCAACGAAAUCGCGCCGAGGACAACCACCAGAGGGUCAAACGCAAGAGAGACGUGUCAAAACUUGCAGAAAAGGAUGAACUAGACCUCUCUUCUCCACAGGAGAGCCUCCGCGAACUGCUGAACUACCAGGCACGUCUCCGAGACCAGAAAUCUGGCUCCGAUGAAAUCGCCACCCGCCUGGAUCGGCUUACCUCCAUGAUCGAACGGCUUAGCCGUACAGGUGAUGCGCACAGCAUGGAAGGAAACACCGCAGGAGGUGGGAGUGCCAGCUCAAAUUUUGCUGGAAGGUCUGGAAUUGUUGAUGGUGCGUCAGGACGCCCUCGCAACAAAUCAGUCUCAUCAUCGGCCUCGGUCUCGCGCCAGUCCAGCCCUAGGCGUAAUUCCGAUGAUGCUAGCAACGAUGAUUUCCCAAUCCCUGCUGGUCUUUCCACCGACCUCGUUGACCCUGUGGGUACCCUGAAUUUGGGACACUUGAGUUUGGAGGAUAGUGGUAGAUCUCGCUAUGUUGGAACCACUUACUGGGCUUACAUCUCGGAUGAGAUUAAUGAGCUAAAUCAACUCCUCCGAAACCAGAAUCGCUCCCAACCACCGAUUAUACCCCAACCAACUCCCUCCAAUGGUGGCAAUGAUCCCUCGAUAUCUCCAGUGCAAAAACCGGAUGAAUCUAACGGCCAGGUCCAACAGUGGCUGGCAACGCAUGAAAGCAACAUGCACGAUUCAGUCCUUUACCCAAAGGCCGGCGGACCUUCUUCACACAUAAAGCCUAUACAGGCAGAUAUGCUCAAUCACGUUCCAACAAGGCAUCAAAGUAACAUCCUAUAUAAAUCUUUCAUGUCCGGCGUCCAAGCUAUAAGCCCCGUUCUCCACCCUCCCAAUGUGCUCAAAUCAUAUGAAGAAUUCUGGGACUGGUAUGUCAUGUAUAGACAACCAGGAGCCCCGUACCCUAGACCUUCUUUUAUCCCACUCCUUUAUGCCAUAUGGUACGGUGGUUCAGUCACCGUCUCCCUAAAGACAAUCCAUGCUGAGUUCAGCCUUGAGUCACGCUCAGCGUUAACCGAACCUUUCCACGAUGAAGUUACUCGAUGGCUAAAGACCAUAUCUUUCCCUCGAAGCCCAUCCCUCAACGGUCUGGCUGCCUUCCUCCUUGUCCAAACAAUCCUAUCCAAGGAAGAAGAACCCUUGACCAGCAGCCUCUUCAUCAGUCUUGCUCUUCGCGUAGCUCAAACCAUGGGCUUGCACCGUGACCCGGCACAGUUUGGUAUCUCACACUGCGAAGCUGAGAUGCGCAGACGGAUGUGGUGGCAUAUCGUUCAUAUGGAUGGUGUGGUUGCCAUGUCAAGUGGCCUUCCACCUCUCGUCAGUGACGAAAAUUAUUGGGACGUUCGUCUUACCAGCGAAGUCAAAGACACACUACUCACUUCACCGGAGGCGGAAGUAUACGAACGGAUGGUAGAUGAGGGCUACCGACGUCCUGAUAAACCGGAUGAUCCAUCCAUAUGCGGCAAUUCGAUGGUUAACGUGUACUACAUCUCUGCCAAAGGAAAAUACAUAAUGGCCCGUAAGUAAUUUUUUCUUCCCGUUUUUGUACCCGUUAUAUAAACGCAUAGCUACUAACCCGUAUUUAGGCGCCAUUCGCAAGAUUCUAAAGAUACAACUGGGAACUAGACCUGUCACGAGAAAAGAUAUGGAAGAUCUCAAAUCAGUUCUUGUAGACCUUCAAUUUAAACUUCAUGCUCUCGUUGAUCGAAUCUCUAGCCCUAAGCGCCCAAGUGCCAAUUCUGAUGCGACCCGAUGUAUCAAGCCCGACCUUCCUAACGGUGGACCUGGGUGUGGUGAGCAGUAUCACACCCCAGUGUUAACUGCAUUUCACAAAUGGGCAAAGAUAUUACUGUCUUUGUUUGUUCAUAAGGCUUUCUGCGUGGCUUACCAGCCAUUCCUGAAGAAUGCUAAAAGCAAGAUAUGGCCAGCCGCAAGGCAAUGGUACGUUCCAUUGACAUCAAUUAAGUUGAUAUUAUUGAAUUACACUAAACUAUACUAUAGUGCGCUGCGUCAUUGUCAUGGUUUUAUGGAAAAAUUUAUCCUCCUUGCGACGGAUCCUGAUUUCCAGCCUUUCCAAUGGAGUUGGCCAGGGUAAGUAUAGAGUACCACCCAUUUAUAACUGAACAUAGUCUGAUAUGGCGCAGAAAUCACCAACCGAUGCAUGCAACGAUGUAAGUCUCAUUGGAUUUAUAAACAAUCCUAUGUACUGAUAUUUUUUACUCUAGGAUAAUGCUUAUCGAUUUAUAUGAACGGCCUACAAGCUCAGAGGCACCCAAGUCCAGGGCUUUUAUUGAUAAGAUAUUCUCCCUGUCCGGUCCAGAUGGUGGAGUUGUAGGAGGUGAAGAUGGGGUCACGACUUCAAGACCAUUGAAUGACGGUGGGCGAGAAGCCUGGGAUAUGAUGCGAAGACUUCGUGAGAAAGCGUGGUUAAAGGCCGGACUUGACCCACAAUUGCUUUGGACUGAACAAGCUCAGGUACAAGCAGGUGUUGCACCUGUCAGAAGCCCUUCCGUAUCAACGACUUCUACUCGCAAUCCGGAGAGAAGCCUCAAGGAUCAGAGUGCAUCCCCCACUACAAACUUUGCAGAUAGCUACUAUGCGAUGAUCAAGAACUCGUACGAUGAUCACAGGCAUGUUCGACAGGCAUCAGCGGAGUCGAGCCGCGCAAGGGACAAACAGCCCAUCACGUUCGCAACUUUGCCCCAACAACAGCAACAGAUCCCCAGUCCCACCUGCACAAUCCCUGUUGUAGCUAAUACUACAACCCCACAACCGUCAUCGAACGCGUUCCUUUGGCCCUCACAGCCAGUCUACCAGAACCCUUCAGGACCAUUAAAUCAAAUGCCAGCGCUUGGCCAAAGAGAUGCACGCGGCUAUCUUAACCCAAACUCCGCGAAAUUUGUUGCUCUGGCUGGUGACCGAGCCAAUAUGGCCCCGCCCAUUGGACUCAAAAUAGAAACUUCUCAGCCGGCAUUAGCUGAUAUUCCUCUGCAGGUAAUACCACAGCAGCGUCCGCAGCUAUCACAACAGACGCAGCAGGCAUCUCCACAGCAACAACAGCAGCGGCCACAGCCACCGCCCCAGCCCCAACAACAGCCACCACAUCCAAGUGCAUUCGAGCCGAACGUCAACUUUGAUUGGGACCAAUGGGAUGCUGUGUUUGGGCAAUACCUCCCAAUUAUUGACGGGUACAUGGACCUAGAUAACAACGAGCCUCAGACGAACCCUAGUGAUCUGCCCUUAUCGUCCACCGUCCAGGUCUCAGAUGGCGAAAUGGGUAUACAUGAUCGCACAAUGCCAGGCCCAAGCAAUAACAGAAACUGGGCUGAUUUCGGAUAAGCACCUUUAACUUACGCAAAAAAAAAGUUAAUUUAAGCUGUCUGUGCAGUACAUGGCGACAACUUGGACGGUUUGUGCUCUACUUCCUCGCCAGCUCACGGACAUGGCUUGCAACUUCUUCCUCCCUGGGUCGCAGCCUGGUAAUUCCCAUUCUUACACUGAACCAGCUAGCCAUCUGCAUGCGGCUGCAUCUGUCCGUACUUGCGUGGCCCUUUACUUCGUCGUACACGGCUCCGCUGUCUCGACGAUACUAAACUCUCUCCUUUUCACUUUCUCUCCCUCUUUUUUUCCCUUUCUUCUUAUCAGCAUGGAUUGAAUGGCUACAUAUCAAUGAUGGAUAAUACCCUAACCAAUGGUUUUGCCUCAGCUUGCGGUGUUAUGUCUAACCUCCGCCUCGCUGCCUUGCGACAGCUUGGUGAAGGAAAAGGCCUUUUUCAUAUCUGUGAAGGCUAGAUUGUUUAGCAGGUUUCUGUCUCUAUCGAACACAACAAAGAUUUUCGCAUUCCUCGUGCUAUAAUCGGCAGCAGGGAAUAGCCUUCACAUACAGAAAUUGUCCAAGCCGACCAGUUUGUUCCAACUUGAGUGCUGUUUGUUCGUCCUCAGUCAAUACGCCGUUUCCUUCUAUAAAACGCUUUCGUGAAGCAGGCUUCGAAGGGCUUUCUACAAGGAAUACGGAAUCCAAUGCCUUCCCCUUGAUGGUCCUCGAAGCAUAUAGCGCGUUAUUUCACCUUGAACCAAACCCGGCAGGUAAGCUAUAAAAUGUUUGUCUUUGCGCUCCACGUUUCUCAUUCUAACACUUUCAACAGAGUUGGUGCACUGGUGCGGCUGCAUGCACCGAUGCAGCCCAGUUGGAAUGUGUUUAGACGCCGCCGAGGCACAUCGUGGUAUGCCAUACCCACCCAUCAUCGAAUCAUAUGUGCAGUGGCUGUCUGGCUGCAAUUCCGGUUCCAGAGUCGGUCUCACGCUGACACUAGUCUUUUAUGCAAGAAUCGUGCACAGGGAUGACCAGUUUAGAUGAUGCUUUAUAUAUGUACUUUACCACCAUGCUAUUGUCUCUGUUAACUAGACCAGAGCUUAGCUUGUUCCGAGCUCUAGACUUGCUAUAGAAGAGAUCUCUGCCAUAUGUUGGCACACAUGUUGACAGUGAUACUAGUAAUAAGCAAUCGACGUUUCCACUUAUGGUGGGUUACCUACUUCAACAUCUAAUUCCUCACAAUGGCUAUUUAGGUUCGGCCCGCAUAUACGAAGGUUGAACUAAUUGAUAAUAUAUGGACCCGCCACUUGUUCCUUAGCCUGGCACGGUUAUAAAUAUCAGUGUCUAUCAGGUGAGCCGAGGCCCUUUCACAUCCCUGGUGGCAGGUUAUUCCGACUUCGUGAGUAUUUGCGAACGUAUAUCUAUCACUUGCUACAUCAAUCAAACUACUGCUCGUGAUUAGUUGGGAUUAUACUUUCUAAUCAAUAUCUAACCCGGCCUUAAGCCAGCCAAUUUUUCAUGGCUGUUCUAUCAUGUUGGGUUGGGGAGGUGAAGUAUUUGCUUGGUGUAGUGAAAGAAGAUCAUAUCUCACGUUCCCUGCCAUGGUAGUUAUAUACCCCCAAGGUAGUGACCUAUCUACACCUGGUAACGAACCUCAGGCACGGAAUCAAUCCGCCAAAGGCCGAUUUUAUACCUCUGGUAGGGUACAGAUAAAGUUAAGCCCUGACCAUUGCGCCAUUCACAAAAAUCCUGUCACUAACUAGGACAAUCUUGAAACCCUAGUUAACUACUUCACCACGGUUAUUAUUCACUGGGAGAGAGUCACCGCGCCCGGCUAUUUAAGCGCCGUGCUUCCCCCUUUCCUCCCUCUUCUCUUCCCGUUCUUAUCUGGCGCCCACUAUCUCUUUACUCCAUAGCUAGUUCCCGAGUUUGAAAGACGUUGAACUAGUUAGUUAGUUAGCGAUAACUACC
Molecule: messenger RNA, 5576 nt
Organism: Trichophyton rubrum CBS 118892
Lineage: Eukaryota; Fungi; Ascomycota; Eurotiomycetes; Onygenales; Arthrodermataceae
Exons: 2
Coding region: 227-1819 (530 amino acids)
Biological process (GO): DNA-templated transcription
Molecular function (GO): DNA binding; zinc ion binding
Source: RefSeq, a predicted model, not a curated record